AUGUUAAAACAUAACCUUAUUGGAUACAUAUAUACAUGUAAUAUCAUUUUUGAAGAAGUUGCUAAACAUAAUACUCGUGAUGAUUGUUGGUUAAUCAUCCACGGAAAAGUUUAUGAUUGUAGUAAAUUCCAUUCACUUCACCCAGGUGAAGGUAUUAAUGAUCAAUAUAUCGCAGAUCAUGCAGGUAAAGAUUGUACAGAUUUAUUUGAAAAAUUCCAUAAUAAUGACGAACCAUUUGAAAUGUUAGAAAAUGCACAAGAUGGCAAACAAGAAGGUAUAAUUUAUAUUGGCGAAUUAGAAGAAUAA
Messenger RNA from Dictyostelium discoideum AX4, 306 nucleotides. RefSeq lists its product as hypothetical. NCBI's taxonomy places the organism in Eukaryota, Evosea, Eumycetozoa, Dictyosteliales, Dictyosteliaceae. Bases 1 to 306 code for a protein of 101 amino acids. The transcript has 3 exons. The record is from RefSeq and is a predicted model, not a curated record.